This is a messenger RNA of Gongylonema pulchrum, 402 nucleotides long. The record is from the annotation of a GenBank genome assembly. NCBI's taxonomy places the organism in Eukaryota, Metazoa, Nematoda, Chromadorea, Rhabditida, Gongylonematidae.
AUGGGACAGCUGGAGUUUAUAGCGUUUUGGGCAUGCAUUUUGGUGCAAGUGCUGUAUGGGAUGGGCGAGGAGGAAGGCGUUGAAGGAUUGGCACGAGCUGGUGAGAUGCCUUCGGUGCUGCAGUUGCUGAGGGGAGCGGUGCGACGUCGGCACCUUUUCGAUCGGGCGCUAUCUUCCCGCUGGCGAUGGCCGCCUCAGCCGCUUAUUAACAGUGCUGGAUACUGCAGUGCGACGGCUACAGCAGCCGCGGCGCCAGUUAGCCUGUGCAUUCCGGAAACACGCGUCACCGCACUACACAAUGGUUUUCGAGUGGCCAGCGAAGAUUCCAGCCUUUCUACCACUACCGUUUGUUCUUUUUGCUUCUACCGAAACGGCUCAGUAUGUUGGACAUUGUGUUGUUAA